Messenger RNA from Cimex lectularius (bed bug), 1630 nucleotides. Its product is annotated as catalase-like. The record is from RefSeq and is a predicted model, not a curated record. The coding region runs from base 17 to 1555 and encodes 512 amino acids. Lineage: Eukaryota; Metazoa; Arthropoda; Insecta; Hemiptera; Cimicidae. Gene Ontology annotation, cellular component: peroxisome; cytoplasm; mitochondrion. The transcript is spliced from 11 exons. Gene Ontology annotation, biological process: hydrogen peroxide catabolic process; response to hydrogen peroxide. Gene Ontology annotation, molecular function: heme binding; catalase activity.
GCUAAACUUUUAAGUUAUGAAAUAUCUAUCUUUAGUGUCAGUUAUUUUAAUUUCAUUAGAUUCUUUGACAACUCAAAGUCUUAAUGGAACAUCUGAGUUACAUUCUCAUGAAACUCAUUCGAUUCCACCAGUGGCUUUUUCGAAUGAAGGCACUUCAGCAGAUGAGUUGUCUAGCUCUCAAAAUUAUGACAAAUAUGAUCCUCUAGUAAUACAAGACAAUAUUUUGUUCGAUCAGAUUCAGUCCCUUAACAGAGAGAGAAUUCCACAGCGUAUAGUUCACCCCAAAGGCCCAGGUGCUUCUGGAUAUCUCGUUAUAACAAAUGACAUAACAAAGUAUUCAAAAGCAAAAGUUUUUACAGUUCAAAAGAGGACACGAGUAACUGCCAGGUUUUCUAGAGUUACAGGUGACAUUGCUUCAUCCGAUACAGUAAGAGACACUAGGGGCUUUGCGAUGAAAUUUUUCACAGACGAUGGCAUUUGGGACUUACUUUGCAACAAUUCACCAGUGUUUUUUGUAAGAGAUCCAUUGCGUUUCCCACAUCUGAUUCACUCCUCUUCAAGAAACCCUAUGACUCAUUUAUCAGAUCCAAAUUCAGUGUGGGAUUUUUUCACCCUCGUUCCGGAAACAUUGCUGCAAUAUAGUAUCAUUAACACUGGCUAUGGCCUGCCGGCCAGCUUCCGUCACAUCGAUGCAUUUUCCAUCAACACAUUUGAACUAGUGAAUGCAAAUGGGACAGUUGUAUUUUGUAGAUUUCAUUUUUCGACAAAUCAAGGGCUGAAGGUCAUGCCUGUCGAACAAGCAAACAUUCUUGCAGGAACUGACCCAGACUUCUUUGCCAGGGACUUGUACAAUGCGAUAGCGACAGGCAACUACCCAUCAUGGAACAUGUCUGUUCAGAUACUUAAUCAGCACCAGGUGUCUUCAAUGUCCUGGAACCCUUUCGACCCCACGAAGAUGUGGCCAAUCAAUGAGAUUCCAGAAAUACCUGUCGGAAGACUAGUCUUGAACCAAAACCCUAGAAACUAUUUUAUUGAGGUCGAAAGUAAUGCAUUUAAUCCGGCUAAUCUUGUGCCUGGUAUACAACCGAGCAUUGACAAAGUUUUACAGGGAAGAUUAUUUGCUUACCAUGACGCCCAGUUGUACCGUACUGGAAAAAUUUCUUCUCUCUUGACUGCCAAUCCUGAAAAUAACAAACAGAGAAAUGGUUAUGCCCAAUACAAAGAAAACCAAUGGUCUACUGUAAAUUUCUAUUCAAAUAGUUUCAGCGGACUUCGUACUUUAUCAAGAAGAACAUUUCCGUUCCCUGUUGAAGGGAAUGUUUCAAGAUAUAACACAUUAGACGAGGACAAUUUCAGUCAGUUGGCAACAUUUUGGGAAUCUCUAGAUGCUCUCCAGCAGUCGGAACUUGUUACUAGCCUUUCCAGCACUCUCAUCAUGACAUACCCACACAUACAGGCAAGAGCGGUUUCGCUUUUCAACAGAAUUCACCCGGUGUUUGGUCAAAGUCUAAACAAUUCUCUACACAAAGAUGUUAUUAGCCCAGGGAAUUCAUAGAAACCACUGUUAAAAAUACAUUUUGUUCCACUAAUAAAAUACUUAUAUAAAAUAUGUUUAAAGGUUUUUUGUUUA